This is a messenger RNA of Dioszegia hungarica, 1854 nucleotides long. RefSeq lists its product as uncharacterized. Lineage: Eukaryota; Fungi; Basidiomycota; Tremellomycetes; Tremellales; Bulleribasidiaceae. The transcript is spliced from 12 exons. The record is from RefSeq and is a predicted model, not a curated record. The coding region runs from base 1 to 1854 and encodes 617 amino acids.
AUGAGAUUUACCUUGCUCACCAUCAGCAGCUUGGUCGGAAGCGUCGCUGCUCGCCAGCCUUAUCACUGGCUCGACAUCGUCGGGCAGUUUUCGAAGGACAUUUUGUACCCCGCCAAUGCUGCUAUCGCUGCUAGCGGAACAUACUCCACUUUUCAGCCAGACAUUAAAGGCCGCAUCGACAUCUCGACCGCACUCGAGGGAGAUGAGCUCAACGUCGAGUACGUCUUUGGCUUGUUUGCUCAAUCCAACGCGUCUUCUGCUCAGCUCGAACCGACCUCCCUGAUCCCUACGCCGGUCGCAGGCAGACUACAGUCUCUCGCUAUCCAGGACAAUGUCGUCUCCUUAUCCAACAUCGUGUCUUUCACAUUCUUCAAGCAGAACUUGUCCAUACCGCUCCAACUCGAUGCGUGGUUCGUCUUUGAUCGCAAGAGUGGCCAGAUGUCGCAGUACGACGUGACCUUUAGGCGGUGGGCAUGGUUCUGGCAAGAAGUAAUGUCGCUGCUCAUGCCGGAUCUCGAAAAGGAGAAUGAGGUGACACCUGGGCGCCUGACUCAAGAAGAACUCUUGACGCUCCAUGCGGCCCGGCGAAUCUGUUCUCUGCACGACACUUUUUGCUCUGAUGCCACUCUCAAACAGUACAACUCGACCUCGCAGUGCCUCGACUUCCUCACUGGGAACCGCACGUUCGGUGCCGCGUGGGCGCUCGGGCAGGACACGACGGGAUGCAGAUACAUGCAUACCACUCUGCUUAAAAAUCGACCGGCCGAGCACUGCCCAAAUAUCGGUCCUUCUGGUGGCAAGAUGUGCGUUGUACGGAACUACACUCAGGUCGUCACCAAGCAGAUGUAUGAGCAUACUUUUAUCGCUCCCGCCUCCAACUCCCCGGAAAGCCUCGAGGGCAUCUCGGCGUCUAGCGAGACCGAGCUGCUCAAAGUGGGCAUGCUACUGGUCGGACCGUUCGCUGUAGGAUGGUUCCCUAGCAUCGCUAUACUCUACUUCUUCUUGUUGUGGCUGUCUGCGAUCGUGACGCGAGCGAUCCUUCUACGGACGAGCAAGGCCUUUGUUCGGCUUUCCUGGUCUCAACAGCGCACCUGCGUCGUAUACGUCCUCUCUACCGUCUACACCUCGGUCGCGCUCGGUCUCCAGCUGGCGGCCUUUCCCACCGCCUGGUACUCUUACAGCGUAUCAUCUGUGGGCUGUAUCCGCCUUGCUGGGGUGGUCAUUACCGGCCUAUAUAUAUUCGAGAUGAUUCAUCGUGAAGCCAUCCGCCUCCCCUUACUCAUCCACCACCUCCUUACGAUCUUUGCGAUCGUCUGGGUCGUCUUCUGCCUGGAUCAAGUGCAACAUCCGAGCUUGAUCACCACGGCCGAAGUCUGGCUAUUCCAGGCCACACUCGAGCAGGUCGUCUUCCUUGGCUUGCUAUCUUAUCGACUAGGAUGGCCAACUAGAUUCACCAAGUCCUGCCUCGGACCGGGCGCGAUGGUCUCUUUUGUGCUCAAAGUAGGCGCUGCGAUCUGGCUGCUUGUCAUCUGGGGAACCAAACAGCGAACAUACCGCGAGCCCACGGACAUCGCCUUCAGCGUCAUACUCUGGUUCACGAUCCCAUGCCUCCUCGCGGCCCAAGCCUGGGGCGCGUGGGUCUGCUGCCAGAUCGCAUGGUCGGUCGACAAGAAGAAGAGGGGAGGGGCCUCAUCCAAGCGCCGUGCGGCGGAGAACCGCUCAGAUGACUCCCUUGAGUCUCAGCCGCACACGGCGAGCGGCACCCGCGAGCAGGUCGCUCUGGCUCAGAUCCCGAUGCCGGAAGGAGCGGGCUCGUUCCGUCUGAACGUCGAGAGCUUCGACACUGGUCGUUGA